UGCUCGAAUAAGAAACCAACUUCAGCCUCGUCACCUUAUUGCUUCCUAUAGUAUAUAAAACUUUUUACACUUUGUUGUUGUGAUCACACUAGGUUUAGAGGAUAACAUGCUCAGGCUAAUAUCCAGCUAAAAUAAGAUAAUUAUUAUAAAGGAUUGCAUGUGUACACAUAAAAACUACAAGUCCCAUGAUCCUUCAGUAGCGAAAGAACGAUUAUCACGUGAGCUCGUAUUUCUGAUUGGAGCGCAGGGCUGUCAAUCAUUGCGCAUGCGCACACCCCGCCAGUGUUACUACUAUGGACAAUCAGGCUAAGAACUAUCAUAUCGGACUGUGUGUUCUAUGUGGCCUUCCCGGAGCAGGGAAAUCCACGUUGGCUCGGCAGCUGAAGAGCAGACACAAUCCGUUCACAGUAGUCGUACUAUCCUAUGAUGACGUUAUGGCAGACGUUGCCUUUCGGGAAGAUUGCGCUGACGAAUAUCGCGAUGUUUCCUGCCAAUCCGAGAACCAGGGCGGAACAUAUGAAAUGUCUCUCUGGAAACAGCAUCGGCAGCAGCUCUUACAGUGCCUUGAGCAUCUUCUAUCAACCCUGAUCACUUCUGCAGCCCUAAAACCUCCAAGUGGGAAAAGAAAUGAAACCUGGGACCGAUUUAUUCAAUGCUUGGAAAGUCAAGGCUUCAUCUCUGCCCGAGAAGACCCUGGAUUUAGCUGUUUGUCUAUGGACAUGAAGUCCAGUCCUGUUUAUUUCGUACUGGAUGAUAAUUUCUACUAUCAGAGCAUGCGGUAUGAAGUGUUCCAGCUAGCUCGCAAGUAUUCUCUAGGAUUCUGUCAGUUGUAUUUGCACUGUCCUAUCGACUGCUGCUUACUACGGAACAACAAGAGGCAGAAUCGUGUGAUGGACAGAACGAUAAUCCUAAUGGACUCCAAACUGGAGAAGCCAAAUCCUGAGAAAAACCAGUGGGAGAAGGACAGCCUGUUCCUGGACAGCUCCAAUGGCAUCAAUAUGGAGGAAUUCAGUGCAAGAAUCGCCGGUUUUAUGAGUCAGGUCUUGGAGAAUCCAGUUAAGCCAAUUGAAGAUGACAGCCAGGAGAAG
Hyla sarda is the source of this 1088-nucleotide messenger RNA. It is a transcript of the gene PSTK, whose product is annotated as phosphoseryl-tRNA kinase. Gene Ontology annotation, molecular function: tRNA binding; kinase activity. Lineage: Eukaryota; Metazoa; Chordata; Amphibia; Anura; Hylidae. The record is from RefSeq and is a predicted model, not a curated record.